UGCGUUUGCUUCAGUCUCACACACUGUACUGUACAUCCAGCAGGCGAGUCCGUCCUGUCCCGUCGGAUAAGAGAGAAAAGAAUAUCAAGGUGACAUCAAGAUGUUUUGGAGAAUUCUCUGUGUGACAGUCGUGCUGGCUGGUUUUGGCUCUUGUAUGGGCACAGAAGUGAACUGUACAGCCAAGACUUCUUGUGUGGAGUGCACGAAUGCUCAAUGUUUAUGGAUGACAUGCUCGAAUACCACCACCUGUUAUCCCACUUCUGAUACAAACUGCACCAACACCACUUGCUCAGUCACUACAGCUCCUUCAACAGAAACCACUGCGUUGACCACCAACGCCAGUGUGACCACCACCAGUGCUACAUCAGCAGUCACCAACACCACCGCCACCACUAAUGCUACAUCUGUGUCGACCACAUCUACUACCACUACAAGUACCCCCAUUUCCAACACCACCACGGUAAGUCCGUCCCCGACUCCUCAGAAAAAAUCCACGUUCGAUGCUGCCAGCUUCAUCGGCGGGAUUGUCCUCGUUCUUGGCCUUCAAGCCGUCAUCUUCUUUCUCUACAAGUUCUGCAAGUCCAAGGACCGCAACUACCACACUCUGUAAAAUAUGGCACCACUUAGACAUACAGCGUUGCACAUCAAUGACAUGACCCCCGCCCAAAAAAAAAAAACCACACACAAGCGCACACAAAGAAAAUUGUCACUUACCCCAUAGACAAGCCUGUCUAACUUUUUCAUUACAUUCUUCAGCAGGUUUUCAACACCGCUGCUUUAAAGUUGGAGGUUAAAUGUCAGCAGUACACGCUUCCUUAUACUUAAGUGUAACCUAACCAGGGUUAUGUUUGGACGCGUAAGAGUUUUAGACACACUGGCUUGGUUUUUGUAUGUUUUUUUUUUUUUUUCAUUUUCUCUUUUCUUUUUUUGCACAUCUUGUAAGAGAGGGUAAAUCCAGUCCUCCCUCAGAAUUCCACUCUCCUUAAAGCCAUAGAUUUAUGUCAAAAAUAAUAAUUUUUCUUUUAAAAAAAAAAAACAAUUUUGGAUAAUUUAUUUCUUACUUUAGCUUUGCUUUUUUUAAAAAAAAAAAAAAAAAUCACUUUCUGUUACUCUAUGUGGAGAUUUUUUUUUGGGUUAUUAUUGUUUUUUUUUGGUUAUCAUUUAUUGUUCUUUUCAUUUUCAGCCAAAUGAGAGCUCAUGAUCUGUUCGCAAUAAAUCCUAAUAACCGGCUCAGUCCUCAGUUUAGGACUUUAGCCACGGUGUUGACAGGAUUAUAAUGAAUAUAAAACGCCACUAGCCAAAUUCCUUACUAAAACAGUAAUAAUUAAUUGUAUUGUUUAAACCUGAAGUGUUCUUUUUUUCUUUUUCUUUUUUUCUGUCCCUGAUGGUUGGGUCGAGUGAGUUGCCUUGCUUGUCGUCCCCCUUCAUCUUCUUUGAGCCUUAAAAGUGUGAAUGCAUGAGAAUAGACUCUAGUCUGCCACUUCCUGCUGAAGCAGGGUGUGUGUACAUGUGUGUGUUUGCGUGCUUGCUCUAGAUUAUCAGUGAGGUUGAGAGAGGCUGCCAGCUGGACUGUUUGCUAUAUUCUACAGAAUAUAUUAAUUAACAAUUAGUUAAUUCCACGUCAUGGUUAGUGACUCAUUCUAAAGCCUUGGCUCCGUAGCCUAAAGCCUGCCUUAUGCUUUGCUGCAGCUUUUACAUGCCCUUUAUCUUGAUCUGUCUUUUAAUAAAAAAUAAAACAAAUCUGGAGGUACUAAACACACCUGCCAGAGCAGCUGUUUUUUGGUUUUUUUCCCCAAAAAUGUUUGUUUUUUUUAUCAGAAAGAAGGAAGCUGGGCAAGAGGUCAAAGGGCAUUCACAUUCUAGUUUCGUUGCAUCCAAGCUCAGAAAAGUGCAUAAAAAGUUUGAGUAGAGGGGUAAAUAAAGGAAAGGUGGUGUUGAAAACUUAGUUUUAUAAAAAGAAGAUUAAUGAUAGUCACCUUUUUUUUUUUUUUUUUUUACCUGAUCAUUUUUUAUUUAUUUGCACUUCACACGGUGACUUACAGUGCUCUGUCCUGAUUGGCCAACGGCUUUUGAACCCUUUUUGAGGACAACAUUUACUUCUUGUUUUUUGUUCUCUCUUUUUUGACACAAAUAUGAUCCCAUUCGAUCCAAGCUGCUUUCUAAUGCCCGGAUCUGCUGCUUCCUGAUUGGCCAGCUCUGUGUGGGUGUGGUCUUACAGUGCUGUGUCCUUAUUAUCCACCUGCAUGAGGAGAAGUAUUACAAUGCCGUGUCUUGAUAGGCCAGGCUGCUUUUGAAUUAUUUUGGAAGACAACCUACAAAUCUUUUUUUUUUUUUUUUUUUUUUACACAAAUCUGAUCCCAUAUGAUCCUGGUUGUUUCUGUCCAACACGGGAUCAUUUCUUACACAGACCCGUAUACUUCUUCCCUCGUAUUUAAUAGUCAUAUAGAAGGCCAUUUUUGGUUCUAAUACACAGUAGAUGUGUGAUUAUUAUGAUGGUUUGUUGAAGCGAAAUCCAUGUACGCAGCACUGCAUGUUAUUCCUGAAGAAGCUUUAGUGCCUGAGAUGAAAUGAAGAUUUGGAGAUUCUGAUUAGUUUGCUGCUAAUAAUCUGAUGCUGUGUGUUCUGUCAGCUUGGGUUUGUUCCGUGCCAUGAUUUUAUUACUACUAAUAUCUUUUUUUUUUGUUGUUGUUGUCCUUUCUGACUUAAUGUUUGCUGUCAUUUAGCUUUUUAGAUCCUGCUGUCAAAAGCUUCCUGUUUCAACCAAAACCACUUUUGUGUUGUUUGUAAAAAAAAAAAAAUCAAAUGCUUUUUUUUUUUUCUUUUUUAAUGCCAAAGGAGUCCUGAGUGUGUCAAACAGCACUGGUAGUAUUUCUCUGAGUGUCAGUCAGGUUAAGGGUUAAUGCAAAUGUUCAGUGCUCGCCGUAAAGGUUCCUGGUGUAGCAAGGAUGUGUUUACUUUAAAGACUAAAGUCACAUUAUUGUCAAGGUUCCAAUUUUUUUUUCUUUUUAAACAUAACAUAAAUUGUUCUCUUUUUGUCUCGAUUUUCAUCCUCCAUGAGACCCCAGUCACUAAUGCUUCAACAUGAUCACGGUUCAUUUCUACAGAACCAGCCAUAACAAAUGGUUCUGAACUCACUGAAUUUUAUGAAUUUUUUUGUGCUUCUUCUUUUCUUCCCUAACUGCUAUUAUUAGUUUCCUCGAAAAACAAAGUGCCUUAACGAUGUCAAAGGUUGGAAAAAAAAACUUAAGAUCGUCUUUUUGUCUUUAAGACAAAGUCUGCAUGUUUGUGCCUGAGCAAAGACUUAUUUUUGUUUCAACUCUAAUGCUGUAUGAUGUAGAAAGCUGAGAGCCGAGUUAAGUGGAAAGCUUAAUCUUUUGUGUGGGUUUGUAUAAAAAACCCGACGCUCAUUUCCUUCUCUCGAGUUACGUAAAGUACGAGUACGUGCGUAUAUGAACCGUGGAUGACCUUUGCACCUGAGAGAGAGCGUAAAAUACACACUCCUGCACCCAACAAUUGCUGUUUCUUUAUGUUGCCACGAGGUCUGCCUUAAAAUGUUUUCAGCUGCGUUUUUUUUAAUUGUCUUUAAUUUUGCAGUGCUGAUUAGUUGUGAAGAUUGAAAAUUCAACCAAGAAUUAAAAUCUGAGUGAUAAACAAUA
Messenger RNA from Clarias gariepinus (North African catfish), 3656 nucleotides. RefSeq names its product CD164 molecule, sialomucin (gene cd164). Gene Ontology annotation, cellular component: cytoplasmic vesicle. The transcript has 6 exons. NCBI's taxonomy places the organism in Eukaryota, Metazoa, Chordata, Actinopteri, Siluriformes, Clariidae. The record is from RefSeq and is a predicted model, not a curated record. Bases 101 to 610 code for a protein of 169 amino acids.